Molecule: messenger RNA, 2283 nt
Organism: Daphnia carinata
Lineage: Eukaryota; Metazoa; Arthropoda; Branchiopoda; Diplostraca; Daphniidae
Product: alkylglycerol monooxygenase-like
Exons: 12
Coding region: 54-1418 (454 amino acids)
Biological process (GO): lipid biosynthetic process
Cellular component (GO): endoplasmic reticulum
Molecular function (GO): iron ion binding; oxidoreductase activity
Source: RefSeq, a predicted model, not a curated record
AUUGGUAUUAAAACGAGAUUUUUAGAAGGGCUAGAUUUAUUCUGUCAAACGCCAUGACGGUAGAUAUAGUGUCUAUGGACACUAUUACGUCUGGAAUCGAAGGCUUAGGCCACCUUUUCUAUGUAGUUAAUCCUUUUAAGACAAGUUUUCGUACGACGGAUGAGGUUCCUCAUUAUGUCAGUCGGGCUUCUUCGUGGUUUAUUGUGUUAAUCAUUAUCGAACGAAUUCUUCUGCGCAAAAAAGGCAAGGCACCUCCUAUCAAUGACUGCAUCACUUCUAUGGCAUGCGGAUUGUUUAUGGAGAUAAAUCACAUCGCUUUUCGUGGUGCAGAAACAGCUGCGUAUGUUUACAUCUAUGAGAAUUACCGCCUUUAUGAGCUUCCUUGGGAUUCUUUAUGGACCUGGCUUGCUUGUGCAGUAGGAAUGGAUUUGGGUUAUUACUGGGCUCAUCGUGCAACUCACGAGGUGAACUUAUUCUGGUCACAGCAUCAGGUCCACCACAGCUCGGAGGAAUACAAUCUGACGACCGCGCUUAGACAAGGUGUUUGGCAGGGAUUUACUACCAUGUUUUACUACCUGCCAAUGGCAUUCUUCAUCCCCCCGAGUCAAUUUUUCGUUCACUCCCAAUUCAAUCUUCUAUUUCAAUUUUGGAUUCACACAGAGGUUAUUGAUAACCUUGGUCCGCUCGAAUGGGUUUUAAAUACUCCAUCCCACCAUCGGGUGCAUCACGGAUCCACUCGUUAUUGCGUGGAUAAAAAUUACGCUGGUGUGCUCAUAAUCUGGGAUCGCAUGUUUGGGACAUUUGAGGCCGAGCGAAGAGAUGAACCUUUAGUUUAUGGACUGAUUGAGCAAGUGGACUCUUUCAAUCCAUUUUAUCUAGAGUUCUUUUACCUUCGUAAAGUCUUUGAAAAGAUGCAAUCUAUGUCAACAGUAACCGACAAGUUUAAAGCCAUCUUUUACGGUCCCGGAUGGGUUCCCGGGUCUCCUAAGCUCGGCCAUUACGACCAGCUUCCUGAAACGAUUAUAAGGGAGAAAUUUUCUCACCCGCUUACCCCGCACGACCAAAUCUACGCGGCAAUUCAUUUUCUGUUGUUGAGUGAGGGUUAUCGUGCGAUGGCAACUCAUUAUGAAGAAUUUGACGGAUGGCUAUUGUACGGAUGCUGCGCCUAUGUUAUUGUCUCGUUAAUCAGCAUUGGACUGCUCUUCAAUCGAAAUUCUUGGUUUCCGUGGAUUGAAAUGAUUCGCUGUUUGGUUUUCCUUGCCUACCAGCUGCAUUUUGAGCUAUUCCUAACGGAAACCAUUGGGAUGAAUUUAAUCAUGAACGGCAUUAGGCUUUUUUACCUAUAUUCUGCACUGCAAUGCAAAAUUGAGUGCGUUCGCCAAUUUAGAGACAACAUGCAAAAAGACAAAAUUAAAUAAGCUCCCAAACACUGUCCUUGCAACUAAAAAUAUAGCGAAGAAAUACAUUAUAUCGAAGCAGCGUUAACGUGUAGGAUUAAUCCUAUUUUUGAUCUUUGAUCCCGAGAGCAACUGUUCAUGUACCAAUUAUGACUGUGGCGAUUCUGAAACAAAAACCGGAUUAGAAGUUGUUUUACCAGUUUACAAAAUUGGUCGAAACAAACCUGUUCUAGUUCAUUACCUGGUGAAUACGUAAGGGAGGAUCCUGAGUUUUACCAUUCGAAAGUUUUGUCAUAACCAGUUUUCCACAAAAUCCCGCUAUAAUAUUGAUGUAUUAGAUCGACUUCUUUUCUAGCUCUUGCUAUGACAACAAUGUAAUUCUCUUCUUUACGAGGUUGAUGUAUCCUGCUUACAAACGUUGUCACAGCGAAUACACAGCCAUAAGAUGGGCAUAAUUUCAGCUGGCGUUGAGCAAUAUUUUGCUUCACUUAGUUACUUUUUCAAGGAGUUCGAUGGCUUGUUCUUCUGCGCUGCCGGUGCCUACAUCGUCCUCCUUUUAGUCAGCGCUAGACUUCGUUACAACCAAAGCUCCUGGUUCCCAUGGAUCGAAAUGAUUCGCUGCUUGACGUUUCUUGGCUAUCAACUUCAUUUUAGAACAUUUAGCAAGGAAUCAGGUGGCGUCAGCCUUUUCAUGAAUAGCUUUCGACUACUUCACUUAUAUUCCGCUGUUAAAUGCCAACUAAAUUGUGUGGGCCAGUUAAGAAAAUGUACGCAGAAAGGAAAAGUUAAGUAAUACCUCUGGAAAUGUAUUGGCCGCGAUGCUGUAGCAACGCUCAACACAAAAGCGACCAUGAAGUAUUUGGAAAUAAACCCUCUUUAACGAUAA